Saccostrea cuccullata (small rock oyster) is the source of this 1341-nucleotide messenger RNA. RefSeq lists its product as uncharacterized. Lineage: Eukaryota; Metazoa; Mollusca; Bivalvia; Ostreida; Ostreidae. Bases 1 to 1341 code for a protein of 446 amino acids. The record is from RefSeq and is a predicted model, not a curated record. The transcript has a single exon.
AUGAAUCAGAGAGCUGACAGUGUUCUUGAUGAUAACAAUGCCAAACUAAACGAAAUGGAGGCUUCACUUGUGGACGAGAAAGAAAAGCAACUGAAAAAAGUAAAAGACUAUAUCUCAUACCUUAACAAUUUGAUUGAUGACUGUUACAGUGAUCUGUCGUCAUGCAAAUUAACCGAGGUUAUCAGGUACAACAACAAAAACUCAAACGUUAUUCUCGUAAGAUUUCCGGAAAUAAUUGAAUCUGAGCUUCCAAACUUUGAAGAGAGUGGGGAUAUUGCGAAAGAAAUAGAACAGAUUUUUUGUCAUAUAAAACCAUUUGCAGAAGGGAAAGUUUCGAGAGAAGUUAAAAAUAUCAAGAAAUCAUUGCAACAAUUCAACUCCAAAUCAGCUCAAAAGCUAAGUAUGGAGCAUUGCUCCUUUUUAAUUAAGACACAGACAAUUAGAAUACCUGGACUAAAUGGCCUGUCUCAUUUAUCACCAGCUGUUCCAUCAGGCAUGUAUUGGGCAAGUGGUGAUGAUAAAUAUGUCAUUCAAUUUGACUUGCAAGGAAAUAUUCUUCAAAAAGUAAAAACAGGAAAUCAGAUGAAGGGAUACCACUCGAUCACAAAAGAAGACAAUUUGAUAUAUACGGAUUAUAAAGAGAAAGCCAUAUACAAAAUAAACAUGGAUAUGACCACCACGACACUUAUCACCUCGGAAGACUGGGAGCCUUGGUCAAUCUUCUCUUCCCCGAUUAAUGGAAACAUAUUAGUUGGGAUGAAAAAAGAGAAAAAAUGGAAAAUAGCCAGAUAUACCAGCGAUGGCAUUAAGUUACAGGACAUUCAGAAAAAUGUUAAUGGGGAGGACUUAUAUUCGAGUGUAAGCUUUAUCACAGAAAACAUUAAUGGUGACAUAUGUACAUCAGAUUAUAUUGGUGAAAAGGUUCAGGUGGUGACCGGAUCAGGAGAAUAUCUGUUCUCCUACUCUGGUAGUGAUGAGAUGUCAGGUUUUUCCCCGUCUGGAAUCUGCACAGAUGUUCUUGGAAAUAUAUUGGUGUGUUGUUCUUACAUAUCAUUUAAUCUUAGAUCUAGUCUUAGAUAUGAACCACCGGGUACUGGCCCUAUACCUAAAUAUGGUAUCCAUUUGCUGGACCAGGACGGACAUUUUUUGGAUUUUCUGCUCGAUUCAUAUUCAGUGAUAAGCAAAUUGUACGCUGUCUGUGUUGAUAACCAAAACAAUCUGAUUAUAGGACGUGCAGACAGUCCUACAAUCUGUGUUUACAAGUAUCUCAAGGGCAAAUGCGCGUUGCGAAAAAAAACAGUAAAAGAGGUCUAUGUGGAACACUGGGGCACUCGUGUAUAA